CAACUAUCCUCUUUAUUCUUCAAGAAACUUGGCCACACCUUAUCCACAAAACCAACAAACUCUUCCAACACCAUCAUCUUCUUCUGUUUGAUGAUAUAUCACACACAUCACAACCCAGAACACCCUCCAACUCAGAUUAAACCCAACAACAAAAAAUGUCAGUGGCAUCUUCCUUUCCCUGCAUCAAAAUCUCAACCUGCUCAUCAUCCCCAUCUUGUUCAUAUUCUUCUUCCUCCUCUAGUAAUUCUUUUAUGUUCUCUUCUUCACCUAAGCCCUGUUAUGUAAAGACCACCACCAUCAGGAGCUCCCAAACUGAAGGCCCUAUAAGAAGACCUGCUGCUCCUUCAGUCAGAGAACCCUCUCCACCUACUCUCAAGCCCCCAACACCUCCCUCCAAGUCCCCUUCGCCGCCACAGCCUCAGCCGGCGGCUCCGGUUUCGGGGGUAACAAUGGUGGAGGAUAAGAAUGUGGUAACUCUUGAGUUUCAGAGGCAGAAGGCUAAGGAGAUUCAGGACUACUUCAAGCAGAAGAAGCUUGAGGAAGCGAAUCAGGGUCCCUUCUUUGGCUUUGUUGGCAAGAAUGAGAUUAGCAAUGGAAGAUGGGCAAUGUUUGGUUUUGCUGUUGGGAUGCUAACAGAAUAUGCAACUGGCUCAGACUUUGUUGAUCAAGUAAAGAUCCUUCUCUCCAAUUUUGGGAUUGUAGAUCUGGAAUGAUGCACUGGCUUGAUGUUAAGAGCCAUCAAUACUUUCAUGUUUCUGGAGCUGCUGUAGAGUUCGUGUUUCACUUGCAACUUUGUUGAGUAAUUUGUUUAAAUUCCAUUUCCGAAAAAUACAUAACUAUCAUAAGCUGUAUUUUUACUAUAUUGUUUACCAAGAUUUCAAGUAUAG
Fragaria vesca subsp. vesca is the source of this 887-nucleotide messenger RNA. RefSeq lists its product as uncharacterized. Bases 156 to 713 code for a protein of 185 amino acids. NCBI's taxonomy places the organism in Eukaryota, Viridiplantae, Streptophyta, Magnoliopsida, Rosales, Rosaceae. Gene Ontology annotation, cellular component: chloroplast thylakoid membrane. The transcript has 2 exons. The record is from RefSeq and is a predicted model, not a curated record.